Messenger RNA from Papilio machaon (common yellow swallowtail), 1642 nucleotides. Its product is annotated as transmembrane protease serine 9-like. Gene Ontology annotation, biological process: proteolysis. Gene Ontology annotation, molecular function: serine-type endopeptidase activity. NCBI's taxonomy places the organism in Eukaryota, Metazoa, Arthropoda, Insecta, Lepidoptera, Papilionidae. The record is from RefSeq and is a predicted model, not a curated record. The transcript is spliced from 11 exons. Bases 1 to 1635 code for a protein of 544 amino acids.
AUGUACAAGUUGUUAUUUUUCACGAUUUUUGGUUUAGUGGCACUACUUUUUAUUUCAGUGGCUUCACCAAUCACUAAAGAAAAAGAAGAUGUGAGAAUAGUAGGUGGUGAAGACAUAGACAUCACAGCAGCUCCAUAUCAAGUGUCAAUAGUCUACGCUGGUAGACAUUCAUGCGGAGGUUCCAUUAUUGCAGAUGAUCUCAUUCUGACCGCUGCACAUUGUGUUACAUCUUUCAGCUAUAGGCCAACUGAUUACGUGAUUCGCGUUGGAUCGUCAUCAUCAAGGUCAGGAGGUGAACUCUACAGAGUGGGUGCUUUACAAGUGCAUCAAAAGUUUUCAUCAUCAAAUAUGGAUAACGAUAUUGCCUUACUAUGGCUUUCGAGACGUAUCAAGUUUAAUGAGCGUGUAGCUCCUAUUGUAUUAGUUGAUGAAGAUGAAGAAAUACUUGAUGGCGAUACUACAAUGGUCACAGGAUGGGGAAAUCUUAAGGAAGGAGGAGGUAACCCAUCGACCUUGCAAAUGGUACUACUACCGAUUGUCAAUCCAACACAAUGCAAAGAUGCCUACAGCAAGCAGUACGCGAUAACACCAAGAAUGAUAUGCGCAGGUCUACCUGACGGAGGCAAAGAUUCUUGCCAGGGUGACAGUGGAGGACCUCUAGCUUAUAACGGAAGAUUAGCGGGAAUAGUGUCCUGGGGACUUGGAUGUGCACGACCUAACUAUCCUGGAGUGUAUACCAAAGUGUCAGCUCUAAGAAGAUGGGUAGACGAGACAAGUUACUACUUGAGAGCGAUCUCCACCAUGAAUCUGACAUCCAGUGUCUUCAGUGCUUUAAUAUCCACCAUGUAUAGUCUACUAUUUGUUUUAACCAUUAUUGGUCUAGCGACAUCGCUACCCACAAAAUCAAAGGAAGAUAUUAGAAUAGUUGGUGGAGAAGAUAUUGAUAUAACUUUAGCUCCAUAUCAAGUAUCGUUAUUAAGAAGAGGUCGUCAUACAUGCGGUGGAGCCAUCAUUGCGAAUGACCUCAUUGUUACAGCCGCCCAUUGUGUUACUGGUUCAAACGCUCGCGACUAUUCAGUUCGUGUUGGUUCAUCGUCAAGUCAAUCAGGUGGUCAAGUGAUACCAGUUAGUGAUCUAGCAUGGCAUCGCAACUUCACGUAUUCCAAGAUGGAUUGUGAUGUUGCUUUAGUGAGACUGUCAGUACCAUUGGUAUUUAGCGACAGUAUUGCACCUAUUGACAUGCUACAAAUUAAUGAAGAGAUACCUGACGGAGAUAUUACUAUGGUUACUGGAUGGGGAAACCUUCGGGAAACUGGUGGAUAUCCCAGACAGCUACAAAUGGUGUUAGUACCGACAGUAAAUACCGCCAUGUGUGACAUAGCGUAUUCACCGUCCUACACUGUCACGUCUACGAUGAUCUGCGCUGGUGUACCAGAAGGCGGCAAGGAUGCUUGUCAGGGUGACAGUGGUGGUCCAUUGGUGCACAAUGGUCGUCUUGCAGGAAUCGUAUCCUGGGGUUUGGGCUGCGCUCGACCAAACUAUCCCGGAGUUUAUGCAAAAGUUGCGGCAUUGAGAGACUGGAUCGACCAAAACAGUGAAAUAUUGCGCCAGAAAUAUGUUUUAAGAGCGUUUUAGGUUAAGC